CCGUCGCCUCUGACCAACAGGCCCGGCCGUCGCGCCACCGCUGCCGCCUCUGCUGUUCGGGCACCGCCACCGUACCAAGGUUCUCGAUUUGUUGUAGUUUUGAAAAUGGGUGACGACCGUAAGGCGAUGUAUGAUGGAUGGAGUCGAACUGGCGAGCAUACUAUGGAAUGGGCUCGUAUCGCAAAUGCUUUCAUGACCCAAGCCUUUGCCAGUGGUUGUACUGUUGCGAAGUGCCCGUGUAAGAAUUGCAAGAAUCGUCUACGUCAGUAUAGACAUGAAAUACAGGUUCACCUUUGCAAGGACGGAUUUAUGCCUGAGUACCUGGUGUGGCACGAGCAUGGGGAGCUGGAGCAUGCCAGUGAGUCAGACGGAAACGAUGAUGAAGAUCGGAUGGAUGAGAUGAUAGCGGAUGUUGGUAGGGAGUACGAAAAGGAGUCACCGCCGGAGGAGGUACAGAAGUUUUUCAGGCUUCUUGCCACCUCAGAUGAAAAAGUGCAUGAAGGUACCAAUGUGACCGUUCUGCAGGCGGUGACACGCCUUAUGGCGAUGAAGUCCAAGUACAAUUUCGCGAACAAUUGCUACAAUGGUAUCUUGAAGCUGAUCAUUGAUCUCCUUCCCUCAAAUCAUAAGAUGCCGAAAGACCUAUACCAAUCUAAGAAGAUUUUGGCCGGUCUGGGCAUGAAUUAUGAGAAGAUUGAUGCGUGCGAAAAUAAUUGCAUGCUAUUUUGGAAGGAACACGAGAACGAUACUCAUUGUAUGCAUUGCAAUGCGUCCAGAUAUGUGGAGGUCGUGAGUGAUGAUGGAGAGCAAGUAACUACAAAAGUAUCGGUCAAACAACUUCGGUACAUGCCUAUCACGCCAAGGCUUAAACGGUUGUAUCUGUCCCAAGAAACAGCAAAGCAGAUGAGGUGGCAUUCCGAAGGUAAACGUGAGAGCGAGGACAAAGAUAUUAUGGUGCAUCCUUCAGAUGGCGCAGCUUGGCAAGCUCUGGACCGUUUUGAUCCGGAGUUUGCAAAAGACUCCAGAAAUGUUCGUCUUGGGUUGUCAACAGAUGGUUUCACUCCUUUCAGCACCAGCAAUAGCCCUUAUUCUUGUUGGCCUGUUUUUAUCAUGCCCUACAAUCUGCCUCCCAACAUGUGCAUGAAAGAAGGAUAUAUAUUCCUCGCGGCCAUCAUUCCUGGUCAUAAACAUCCGGGGAAGAAAAUCAAUGUGUUUAUGCAGCCAUUGAUUGAAGAGUUGAAAGAGCUGUGGCAAGGGGUAAAGGCAUAUGACAGCCAUAAAAAAUGUGAAUUUACCUUACGUGCCGCGUAUCUAUACUCAAUCCAUGAUUUGUUGGCAUAUGGCAUUUGGGCUGGCUGGUGUGUCCACGGAAAAUUGUGCUGCCCCAUAUGUAUGGCAGACACGGAUGCGAUCUGGCUGAAGUAUGGAAAAAAAGUCAGUUUCUUUGAUUGCCAUCGACGAUUCCUUCCUUCUAACCAUCCAGAGAGGAGAGAUAUUCAAUCAUUCCGAAAAGGCAGGAAGGUUACAAAAGGACCAUCUCGUCGAUUGACAAGCGAACAAAAAAUGGCAUGGCAUGAAAAGUUGAAAGAGUCUGUAGAAGGUGGCUUCGAAGGGUAUGGUAAAGAACACAACUGGACUCAUAUUUCAUUUCUUUGGGAGCUACCAUACGCAAAGCCGCUGCUUCUACCGCACAACAUUGAUUUGAUGCACCAAGAGCGUAAUGUCGCUGAAAGCAUCAUAAGCAUGUGUUUUGAUUUUACCGGUCAAACCAAAGAUAAUUUGAAUGCUAGGAAAGACUUAGCUGAUCUUUGUGAUCGUCCUGGGCUUGAGGUUAGAACAAAUACAAGUGGAAAUGAAAGUAGGCCACGAGCUCCAUACUGUGUGAAGCCAGAAGAAAGAAAGCAAAUAUUUAGUUGGUUGAAAACAUUGAAGUUUCCAGACCGCUAUGCAGCUAACAUCAAACGAUGCGUCAAUCUCAACACCGGUAAACUCAAUGGGUUGAAGAGUCAUGAUUACCAUAUUAUGAUGGAAAGACUUGUACCGGUAAUGUUCCGUGGCUACUUUAAGCCUGAUUUGUGGAAGAUGCUUGCUGAACUUAGCUACUUCUACAGGCAGAUAUGUGCUAAGGAAGUGUCGAAGAAGAUGAUGCGGCAGUGGGAGAAAGAAAUCGUGGUGCUUCGUUGGUAG
This is a messenger RNA of Panicum virgatum (switchgrass), 2187 nucleotides long. RefSeq lists its product as uncharacterized. The record is from RefSeq and is a predicted model, not a curated record. The transcript has 3 exons. Bases 106 to 2187 code for a protein of 693 amino acids. Lineage: Eukaryota; Viridiplantae; Streptophyta; Magnoliopsida; Poales; Poaceae.